CAAGAAGCAGAGGAAAUAAUUAAUGUCUGCAGUGGAGGAGACUUCUUGAAGUGUGAAGUAUGAUCAUCAGCUUCACUCAUCAUGCACCGGGCCCUUCUGGCUUGGCAAGGACUAAAGGAGUGGAGAGAGGCUCUUCGGAGGUUGAAGAGAUGUCCUGUUAAACUGACCUUGCAAAGUGUGGGGAGGAGCCUUGAGAUUCACCAGGGAUUGAUGCAGGAAUUGUCGGUUCACAGGAGGAGCAUGGCUCUGAGGGCAUGUGGCUUGAUAAUCUACAGGAGGCUACAGCCAGGAUGCCCUUCUUCUAAAGUUGGCAACAACAUUGAAUACCUCCUUCUGCAGACAUCGUAUGGGACUCACCACUGGACCCCACCAAAAGGCCACGUGGACCCAGGGGAAGAUGAUCUGGAGACAGCCCUGCGGGAGACGCAAGAAGAGGCCGGACUUGAUUCCAGGCAGAUCACUCUCGUCGAAGGAUUUAAGAAAGAGCUGCAGUAUGCCGUCAGGGGCAAGCCCAAAACCGUUAUCUACUGGCUGGCAGAAAUAAAGGACCACAACAUGGAGAUCAAGCUCUCGGAUGAGCACCAGGAUUUCCGCUGGCUGAACCUGGAGGAAGCCUGCAAGCUCGCUCAGUACAAGGACAUGCAGGCAGUGCUUAGAGAUGCACAGCAGUUUCUCUCUUCGAAGGCUUAAAAGCUUGCAUGAAGGAAGAAGGGGAUCUUGCAGGAG
This is a messenger RNA of Alligator sinensis (Chinese alligator), 726 nucleotides long. RefSeq names its product nudix hydrolase 2 (gene NUDT2). Gene Ontology annotation, molecular function: bis(5'-nucleosyl)-tetraphosphatase (asymmetrical) activity. Bases 82 to 690 code for a protein of 202 amino acids. The transcript has 3 exons. Gene Ontology annotation, biological process: ATP biosynthetic process; AMP biosynthetic process. Lineage: Eukaryota; Metazoa; Chordata; Crocodylia; Alligatoridae. The record is from RefSeq and is a predicted model, not a curated record.